This is a messenger RNA of Vigna unguiculata (cowpea), 2800 nucleotides long. RefSeq names its product putative receptor-like protein kinase At1g11050 pseudogene. The record is from RefSeq and is a predicted model, not a curated record. Lineage: Eukaryota; Viridiplantae; Streptophyta; Magnoliopsida; Fabales; Fabaceae.
AACAAAACUUGCCACAGUUACGCUAUCAUUUGAAAUUUUGUUGUCACUUUUUUUCCUCCACCGCCUGAAGCAUAAAGCAUUCUCAGAUCUUAUUCCAUUUCCUUUGGUUAAUCGCACUUCGAUCUCAAAGCUACUUCCUUUACUUCAUUUCUCUUCUCCCUUUGGUUUCAGCGACCAACUUGGCCUUGUUUGUGUCAUUGCUCUCAGAAAGUAAGUUAUGCCACAAAAUGUUGGACGCCAUGGAUGAACCUCAAACAGAAAAGUAUGCAUCCCAUGAUCCCAACUACAUUGUUAGGGACAAAGUUUACAACUUUAUGAAAUUCAUCAAUAUGGGGUCCAUUUUUGUGCUUUUGAUCUUCUUGGUAGCAUCAAAUCCUAGCUCAGCAACACCUUCUCCCACCAGUUCACCCAGCAACAAUUCUACAUGCCCAGUGUCCAUGAAUUAUGUUCAAACAGUCCCUUGGAACAUCUCUUACUGCCAUAACUUCCAACCCUUGCAAUCCCAAUACCAAACAAGCACAAGUCUUUGUUGCCAAACCCUCUUAUCCCUCUUUGGGGUAGCACUUGCACAAAACCUUAAGAAAAACUCCCUUUUUCAACUACCUAAUCUCCCUACAUCUAUCUCUUGCCUCCAACACUUCCAAUCCAAUCUCACAUCCCUCUCACUUCCCAACAACCUUGUCUCCUCCUGCUUUGAUCCACAACAAUUUGUCAUCACUCCCGACAUCUGUGCUCGGAUUCAAAACAUGGAAGAUUGGUUCGCCAGGCUUGGUUCUACACCACAGCUCGACACUGCGUGUAAACCAGACCUUAGUGAUAGAAACCAAUGCACCAAGUGCGAGGCUGAGGGGGACAAGGUUCAGCAGAAGCUUAGUGCCAUUGAUGGUAAUGAAUCACAUUCCCAAGAUUGCUUUUACUUCACAGCACUUUACAUGGCUGGUGUUGCCAAUCAGUAUGGCCCUGAGAGCAGAGGUGCUUUGUCUUGCAUUUUGAUUUUGUUGCUUAAUUCGCAAGUUGAUUCAAGGGAUAGCCAUCGUGCUCUUAGGCUUGGUUUGUUUAUAGCUUCACUUGCAGUCCUGGUAAUCGUGUUGUUAGGAUUAGGGGUGUAUUUUUGGUAUAUCAAAAGAAGAAGUGUUGAGAAUUUGCUUGCCUAUGCUGAUCUACAGGAAGAAAGGUUCAGGCUAAGGUUGAGACCAAAUACAGUGUUGACUUGGUUUGAAAUUGAGAGUCUUGUGAGGGCCACCAACAAUUUUUCACCUCAGAACUUCAUUGGCAGAGGUGGGUUUGGGACGGUUUACAAGGGCAUUCUACCUGAUGGCACAAUGGUUGCGGUGAAAAGGCUUGAAGAAUCGAAUUAUCAAGCAGAUGAUCUGUUUUACAGUGAGGUUGAGAUUGUUAGCAACUUGAAGCACCGUAAUCUGGUGCCACUAAGAGGGUGUUGUGUGGUUGAUGAGAAUCAUAAUCUUGAGUACAGAGGAAGGUAUCUAGUUCAUCAAUAUAUGCCAAAUGGAAGCCUUCAAGACCAUCUUUUUCCAACCGAAUUAGACAAUCAAUAUACAAAGAAAUCCCUGACUUGGACUCAAAGAAAAAGCAUAGUCUUGGAUGUGGCAAAUGCAUUGGUUUAUUUGCACUUUGGAGUUAAACCUGCAGUGUAUCACAGAGAUAUCAAAUCCACCAAUAUACUACUUGAUGCAGAUAUGAGAGCGAGGGUUGGAGAUUUUGGGCUAGUCAAACGGAGCAGUGAAAGCACGUCUCAUCUAAAUACAAUAGUAGCUGGAACUCGUGGAUAUGUAGCACCUGAAUAUGCACUCUAUGGUCAGCUAACUGAGAAGAGUGACGUCUACAGCUUUGGUGUGGUUGUUCUUGAGAUAAUGUGUGGAAGAAAAGCCCUUGAGUUAUCUUCCUCAGGGGCUCCGGUUUUCUUGAUCACAGAUUGGGUUUGGUCAUUAAUGAGAUCUGGAAACAUAGGAGAGGCUUUGGAUGCUUCUUUGUUAGUAGACAAAAAUUGUGCUAGAAACAUAAUGGAGAGGUUUUUGCUGGUUGGAAUUCUUUCUUCUCAUGUAAUGUUUGCUUCAAGACCAACAAUUUUGAAUGCCUUGAAAAUGUUAGAAGGGGAUAUUGAGAUCCCACCAAUUCCAGAUAGGCCACUGAUGCAUGGACACUAUGUGAUGUAUGAUGGUGAUGGCUCUGGGAUGAGCUCGGAAUGUGGGUUUGUGAGCUCAUGAAAAGUUAAAUGUGAAGUAUUAAUAAAGGAAGCUGAAGCAUGUGCACUGCAAGAUACUAAAAUGUCAUGUCAUGUUCUUCGAGACAAGAAUGCACCUCUUGCUCUGUGGGAUAUUUCUGACAGAUAUUUUCCUAAAAGAUAAAAGGGGUUAAAGAAAAGUGCAAGACCAAGGAUCUUCCUAAUUAUGCUCAGCAUACCGUGCCUAUUUUCUCUCUGCCAAAAGAAUGGCUAUGGUGUGAAUCAUGGUGUGGUAAUGCUUCAAAAUAUGAGGCAAAAACCAUUGAUCUGUGCAACAAUCCCAUGACAAAAGAACCCCAAAACCAAUGACUUGUCUGAUGAAGAUUAUGAGCACAAGUUUUGAAAUGUAUUCAAGAAAUCUAUGAUCCUUGCAACAGUUUGUGAUGACUACUGAGAGUGCAAUGAAGAUUUGCACUAUUCAAGUAAAUGCUAUAGUUUUCAUUGUUGUAAAUAUAAAAACUGUUAUUGUAAAUUCUUAUGGCAGUGUUACCGUGACUCUUGAUAAAUUAUGAAUCACUUCUUCUGAUAGAUAUUCAUGGUUUAACAUUUUAUCAUUUA